Molecule: messenger RNA, 261 nt
Organism: Leptosia nina
Lineage: Eukaryota; Metazoa; Arthropoda; Insecta; Lepidoptera; Pieridae
Source: the annotation of a GenBank genome assembly
AUGAGGCUCACGGACGCCUCACGUGGCCUAGCCCCGAUCGAUAUUACGUGCACGACAACUGUUGCGCCAUUCGCUCUCUCCCUCGCACAUAUGCCACGCGGUGAGGGCAGAACGGGACAGAUAAAAGGAUUCAAAUAUAAUUGCAUAGCGCAACAUUCACGCACUCGGCUAUUUCAUUCAAUCUUAUGUGAAACGAGAACGUUAGAUAGGGACGGGAGAUGCGGCAAGCGUUCCCGAAACGCUACAAAAGAGGUCGCUUGA